UCAAACAGUUGCAGGAUGGCUAUGACUGACGUGCUCAGCGCUGAGGAUAUCAAGAAGGCUGUGGGAGCCUUUUCAGCGGCUGAAUCUUUUAACUACAAGAAGUUUUUCGAGAUGGUAGGAUUGAAAAAGAAGAGCCCAGAAGAUGUGAAGAAGGUUUUCCAUAUUCUUGAUAAAGAUCGAAGUGGCUUCAUUGAAGAGGAAGAAUUAAAGUUUGUACUGAAGGGCUUUACCCCAGAUGGAAGAGACCUAUCAGACAAAGAAACGAAGGCUCUUCUGGCUGCUGGAGAUAAGGACGGUGAUGGUAAAAUUGGCGCUGAUGAAUUUGCAACUAUGGUGGCUGAAUCAUAAAGGCUUUGACCAAUGCAAACCUUUCACCCAUCCUUCACUGCCCAAUUCCAACCACCUCCUGCCGACCGCUUUGGCUCCUGUUCUAUUUAUUUAUGUUAUUUUAUACUCCAGCUCUGUUCUCUGCAAUCCUGCAACUCUGUAAUUGUGCUGAAAGACACUGUUAAAAUAAUAAAGGUCACAUCAAUCUGGGCUUUAUUCUCUCUCACUAUAACUUGUUUCUUAUUUCAUGUAGGCUUGGCACACGCUGAGAGAAAAUUUUACUCUUUUUUGC
Molecule: messenger RNA, 619 nt
Organism: Gymnogyps californianus (California condor)
Lineage: Eukaryota; Metazoa; Chordata; Aves; Accipitriformes; Cathartidae
Gene: PVALB
Product: parvalbumin
Exons: 4
Coding region: 16-348 (110 amino acids)
Cellular component (GO): nucleus; cytoplasm
Molecular function (GO): calcium ion binding
Source: RefSeq, a predicted model, not a curated record